Molecule: messenger RNA, 903 nt
Organism: Lathyrus sativus (Indian pea)
Lineage: Eukaryota; Viridiplantae; Streptophyta; Magnoliopsida; Fabales; Fabaceae
Source: the annotation of a GenBank genome assembly
AUGAGAGAAGACGAUUCAAAUUGGUUUUCACGAUGGGAAGAACAACUACCUCCACCGGAAGAACUCAUGCCUUUAUCACAAACCCUAAUCACUCCUGAUCUAGCUAUAGCUUUCGAUAUCAGAAACCCUCACACCACAAACACUAUCAACGCUAAUCCACAACACCAACAACAUCAACAUCAUCAACAACAGCAACAGCCUCAACCUUCUUCUCUUCCUUCCUCAACCGAUUUCGCCGAUUCCGGCGAACUCGGUUCCGGCACAGCCGGCGAAGAGCCAGCCAGGACACUCAAAAGACCACGACUUGUAUGGACCCCGCAACUCCACAAACGUUUUGUUGACGCUGUAGCGCACCUCGGAAUCAAAAACGCUGUUCCGAAGACGAUAAUGCAGCUCAUGAGUGUUGAUGGUUUAACCAGAGAAAACGUGGCUAGUCACUUGCAGAAAUAUCGGCUUUAUCUCAAACGCAUGCAGGGAAUUUCCUCCGCCGGUGGCGGUGGUUCCGGCGGUGGCUCUGUCGGAGUCAAUGACCCUGCCACGGAUCACCUAUUUGCUAGCUCGCCUGUGCCGCCGCAUUUCCUUCACCCGGUUGCUCGGCCAAGUUCUGAUCAAUAUAUGCCUUUUCUUCCUGUGCCUGCCAUUCACCAUCAACAGCAACUGGCUGCUGCUCAGUAUCACCGGCCGGUGGGACAUUUUGGGUCGCCGCCGAAUGGUCAUUUUGACAAUCCAUUCUUGUCUAGACAGCAACAGCAUCAACAGCAACACCAACACCAGCAGCAGCUUCAUAGGAUUGGGGCACAAAUGCAUAAUAACCCUGUUGGUGGUUAUGUGGAGGAUAUGGAAUCAGCGAAUGCAUCAGGAGGGAGAAAGGUUCUUACUUUGUUUCCUACCGGAGACGAUUGA